Lachancea mirantina is the source of this 1002-nucleotide messenger RNA. The record is from the annotation of a GenBank genome assembly. NCBI's taxonomy places the organism in Eukaryota, Fungi, Ascomycota, Saccharomycetes, Saccharomycetales, Saccharomycetaceae.
AUGGAAUAUGAACCGAAACGAAGCAUCUUACUUCCAAGCAAAGCAGAACAAGGCAAUAACGACAACGUGCAGAUAGUAGAAAGCGAGUUUCCCAGCAGAGGCGAGAGAGGGCGGACCAGAGAGAAAAGAUCAACUGCAGGAGGUGUAUAUUCGCGGUCCGGAUCUGGUAACACGUCUAGGGGUAGCUCUAGAGCCAGCUCGAGAAUAAAAGUCGAAUCUGAUGCACAUUUGAAAUGGACGUUACUCAGACGCGAUCCUUCGGAAAGGCUUCAAGGCGACGACGACGAUAAAAGUCAAGAAGAGGGCGAAGAGGCAAGUGACGAGGAACUGGUUAGCGACGUCGAAAACGACGCAGAUAUCGACGAGACCCUGGACUACGACCUGGGCUCGAGAGUGCUUCCCAACUAUACGGUCAACCUUUUCAGUCUGGUCUCGUCGCGUCCCGCCUGGUUAGCGGCCUACAACAAGGAGCAAGCGCCGGACAAGCACGAAGUCCGUGUCGACGACAUGGGGAGCGGAUAUCUAAGAGCGGCGGACAUUUUCCAUUCGCAAAAGAGCGACGACACCGAAGACAGCAGCAAACGUGACUCAGGAUCGAGAUAUAUCGCAUUUGUGGAUUUGACAACGGAAUCGAUGUACUCCGUCGGUUAUGUCGUGGGAUCUGUUCUGAGUUCCAACGACACCCUCUACGUUUUGCAUCAUUCCGGAACCGGCACAGCGGACCAAUUGCGCGCCAAUGUAGGGCAGCUUAGAGCUAAUGUAGCCUUUGCGCUCGAUGCAGCAGCGGCAUCGCUCGAGAACAUCAAAGUGGUAAUACUCUCAGUGACGCACCCUUACUCAAAACACUUGCUUAAUGAGCUUAUACUCGCAAUAGAACCCAUCUCUCUAUGUGUGCCGCUCUCCCUGGUUCUCUCAAAACUACAGUCUUACGUGUGCCCAGUACCGACUCUUGUCAUACGGCGUAAAUUGCGUCGCUCCAAAAGAAGAGGUAUCACAGAUUAG